AUGAGGGCGGAUUCGGCGGCGACGGUGAGACCGUACCCGUACCCGUCCCUGUUCCUCCACCCGCUCCCACCUGGACUAUGCGAACACCCAUACGCCCCGCCGCCAUUCCUGCUGGCGGCGCCACCACCAACACCAACGGCUGCGGGCUGUGACGGACAGGUAUCGGGUAGUGGGCCCAAGCCGAACUACCGGGACAUGUUUGCUCUCAAUGGAGGAGCGACUGAAAUGGUAACGGUACUGGAGGGGGAGUGCGGCCUUGCGGUUAUUUCGCCCCGCGGGGGGUCUGUGAGGCCCCGUGGCGUCUACCUGAUGAGCCCUGACGCCACUUCGUGCAUCAUCGUAGCGUGUCGCGUUGGGCUGCAUCCACUGCUGCGGCAGCGGCUCUUGGUGGCCAUAGAGGGUGAUGCCGUGUCGGAGGACGCCGCGCUUGCCCGGCGGUGCUGUGAAACGUUCACGGCGGCGAUGGGACACUUUAACCAAGUGGAUGGUGUGGCGCAGGCUCUGUACGACAUGCUCUGGGAGGCCGCUCUGCCUGCGUGGUUCCACGCCGCGCUGUAUGACGUCGAUGAGGCUUGUACCUGUGGUGGUGGUGGUGGUGGUGGUGCGUGGAGGGCGGCGAAGGACCUCCUGGCGCGAUUGCACCGUGUAGCACGGACGACAGCGGCUGCAUUUGCUAGGGCCUCUGAACCCACACUGCUCACGGAAUGGUUUGUGGUUGGCGGGAUACGCAGCCGGGAGCACACGGUGCCUAUUCUUUCCGGCGUCUUUGGCACUUUCUUCGCGGAGGAUGGGGUGCUGAGCGGCGCCACAUGCCCCCGGGACGGGCGGCACCACGUCCUGAAGCCUUCAUUGGAUCUGUCGGAGAUACUGGGCGGGAACAACGGAAUGACAGAGGAGGAGACGGACGGGGCUCCGGUGCUGUUUGAGCACCGGCUUCGCGAGGAUGGUGUUUGCUUCUGGAGCCUCAGCACGGUGCUGCGGCCGUGGGUGUUGGGCCGCGCGGGCGAGCUGUACUCCUGCGCGGCAUGCUGGGGACUGCUUCUGGACGUGGGCGGUGGGGGUUGCUGGCCCGUCAUGGUGCAGCCCGGCACCCGAAAAUAUACGCUUGCAGCGCUGCGACAUUUGCUGCAUCCGCCUGGCUAUAGUUGGCUCUGCCCGCUGGAGCGGGAGGGCGUUCUUCGUGUUAGCCGCAGGGUCGCUACGACUUGCGCGGCGGUAUAUUUUGGCCUGAAUGAUACUUCAGCAGUGUGCGACACCAGUUAUAUAUCGCUUUUGAAUUAUGUUGAAUUGUUCCUUGAGCGGCGUGAAGCUGAUGUAGGAGCAGGGAGUGAAACCGUGUGUUCUCCUGCACCGGUCCUGAUACGACGUGCUGAGUGGAUGCAGAUGGAGAAGGGAGGGUUGCCAGAUGACAUUCCUGACAGGUUUUUCUUGCAGUUUUCGACGACACCGCACUGUGAGCCACCUGAUUUCGUUGCAGUGGUGCGGCAGCAGUUUACGGACAUGGCGGAGUUUAGUGUGGAGGACGUUUUUGAAAAGGGAAUGAUCGGUAUAUUAGUUUGA
Trypanosoma grayi is the source of this 1560-nucleotide messenger RNA. RefSeq lists its product as hypothetical. The transcript has a single exon. Bases 1 to 1560 code for a protein of 519 amino acids. Lineage: Eukaryota; Euglenozoa; Kinetoplastea; Trypanosomatida; Trypanosomatidae. The record is from RefSeq and is a predicted model, not a curated record.